Molecule: messenger RNA, 1488 nt
Organism: Penicillium brevicompactum
Lineage: Eukaryota; Fungi; Ascomycota; Eurotiomycetes; Eurotiales; Aspergillaceae
Product: putative MFS phospholipid transporter (Git1)
Exons: 6
Coding region: 1-1488 (495 amino acids)
Biological process (GO): carboxylic acid transport; transmembrane transport
Cellular component (GO): plasma membrane
Molecular function (GO): carboxylic acid transmembrane transporter activity
Source: RefSeq, a predicted model, not a curated record
AUGGCCGAACCCCAGUAUUCCAAGGAAAUGUCUGAGAAGGACCAACGCCCCCUCGAGGCUGCCCAGACCGUUGAAAUCCACGAUCUUGAAAAUCCGACCAAGGGUCGCUGGGAGCGCAGCUGGCCCACAAUUGCCUGCGGCGCGGGUCUCUUUUCCGAUGGCUAUCUGAAUCAGAUCAUUGGCCCUGUCGGCACCAUGCUGCAGAAGAUCUAUGGAGAUGCUUACACCAACUCCUCUGCUCAGCAGAACGUCUCUUCCAUUGUCUUCGCUGGUACUGUGGUCGGAAUGUUGAUGUUCGGCUAUACCAGUGAUCACUGGUCGCGCAAAUGGUCUCUGAUGAUCUCUACUGUGAUUCUUUUCGUAUUCGCAGCUCUUGGUGCCGGUUCCUAUGGUGCCGGUGGAAGCAUUGGUGGCAUGCUCGCUGCUUUGACUGCUUAUCGCUUCUUCCUCGGUAUCGGAAUUGGUGGUGAGUAUCCUGCUGGCUCAGUGGGCGCUGCAGAGAACACCGGAGAACUCAAGGCUGGACACCGCAACCGCUGGUUCAUCAUGUUCACGAACUUCCAGAUCGACUUCGGAUUCGUCGUCGCUGCGUUGGUGUCCAUGAUUCUGGUCCUGAUUUUCACCGAGGAUCAUUUGCGCGCUUGCUGGCGUGUUGCCUUGGGUCUGGGUGUGAUCCCUCCGUUGAGUUUGAUGUAUCUUCGUUUGAAGAUGAACGAGCCCGAGGAGUUCAACCGUGAGCGCAUGCACAAGUUCCCGAUCUGGCUCAUCAUUAAGUUCUACUGGAGGCGCUUGGCUGUGGUUUCCAUCAUCUGGUUCCUAUACGACUUCUCGGCCUAUAGCUUUUCGAUCUACUCUUCGGCCUGGUUGAGUAUCAUCCUAGGCGACAAUGCCCCACUGUGGAAAAGCUUUGGCUGGUCCACGGUCGUCAACCUUUUCUACAUCCCAGGAUCUGCCCUCGGUGCCUUCAUGAGUGAUUGGAUUGGCCCCCGCUAUACCCUCGCGCUUGGUGUCGGCCUCCAGGGAAUUAUUGGCUUUAUCAUGGCUGGGUGCUACAAGUGGUUGGCGACUCCCGAGAACGUUGCGGGCUUCGUUGUCGUGUUCGGGAUCUUCUCUGCUCUUGGUGAGAUGGGCCCCGGCGACAACAUCGGUCUGUGUGCGGCUAAGACCAGCGCGACUGCCAUCCGUGGCCAAUACUACUCAUACGCUGCCGCGUUCGGCAAAAUCGGGGCUUUCGUCGGCACAUACGUGAUCCCAAUUAUCCAGAAGAACGCACCCAAUGCAGUUCGCAAGGGCCAAGAUCCCUUCUGGGUGUCCAGCUCCUUGUGCAUUCUCGCAGCCUUCAUGGCUAUAUUUAUGCUGCCACAAAUCAACCAGGACACCAUCACCCACGAGGACGCCCGGUUCCGCGACUACCUCGAGGCUAAUGGCUACGACACCGCAACAAUGGGCAACCAAGCCCGCCAGAGCGACACCCGCAACCAAGAGUAA